Molecule: messenger RNA, 183 nt
Organism: Ilex paraguariensis (yerba mate)
Lineage: Eukaryota; Viridiplantae; Streptophyta; Magnoliopsida; Aquifoliales; Aquifoliaceae
Source: the annotation of a GenBank genome assembly
AUGGUGGAGGACACAGAGGAAGAUGAUGUGGAUGAUAAAUCAUCUGCUAAUUCAGAUUUUUCAGAGGAAGAGGAAGAGGAGAGGAAGAGGAAGAGGAAGAGGAAGAGGAAGAUCAUGAUACAGAUGGUAUCAUGCUCUCUCACUUAUUGUUAUUUUUCUGUGUCUGGUAGUGUUCUUGUUUGA